CCUUUGACGUACUCGACCCCCAACAUCCGCCAUAUUAGCAGAGUAGUGCGCUAAUUUUCGGAAUAAUCCAACAAAAAGUUCGAAAAAUGCAAUAAUGCAUUAUUAAACAAUCCUGAAAAGUGCUCAAUAAUGACAACUGCAUAAAAGUCCAUAAAAAAUUGAUUAAAAAAAAGUACAAGGGCCCGAGCAUCACCAUAGUAACCACAGCAUAACCUCAGUGGUGCAAAACAUCCCUGAAUUAUUGUGAAUUAAGUGUCAAAUCAAUUUUACCGUAAACAAUGUCGGGGAAAGGUAAACUGAACACUAAAAAAACGCCAAUAAAAGUUCGUGACAGUGCGAGCAAAGUGCAAACCCCAGUGCAGGGUUCGGACACGAGUGCAGAUUCUCCAGAGAUGGCAUCAGCCCUACAAGUGAUAAAAGUAUGUGACAAUAGCAAACUCUUACCGAGGUACACGAGUAUCCUACAACGGCCAGUGGACGAGGGUGUGGGAAUGGAGGACUUGGACAUCCUGCAGCUGGAGCUUGAAACACUCUUGUCAUCUGUAGUUGUGAGGAAUCGAAUGCUCCAGGAGGAGAUCUCCUGUCUUUCCUCGGCGGAGGAGCGAAGAGACAAGCGGUCAAAGAGUGGUAAAGGUCUGUCGCCCUUCGACAAGAAAAUCCGCGAAGAGAAGUCCAGGACGAAGGACCUCAAUGUCAAAACCCAGUCACCCUUGCCAGCAAAAUUGUUCAAGGCCAAAUCCACUGGAAGCUCUUCCAAUCAAAUAGUUCCUAAUCCCCACGAGAUCGUGAGAAUCGAGGGCUCAAAAACGGAUAUACCAAAGCUUCUGCUACCGAAAAAUGACACGACCAAUAAAUUCUGGGCGUCGGUGGAUCCCUACUGCUCUGACAUCAUGCCUGACGAUAUCAAACUGUUGGAGGAGCUGAUUGCUUCUCAUUCGGAUGCUGGGGACUUCAAGAAGAUUCCUCCGUUGGGGAGGCAUUACAGUUAUCUUUGGGCACACAACGAUCUCCUCCAAGAGGAGGACGCAGCAAACCCCAACAGGGAGAAGAAAAAGGGACGAUCUGACGUCUCAGGGCUCCUCUCGAAGGCUGAUAAAAAAGUCAAUGGCAUGGCUGGACCCCUCACCCAGAGACUAGUCUCGGCUCUGCUCGAGGAGAAUGUUUAUGUCGCUAAUAAUAAUAGCGAUAACAAGUUGUUCAGGGACGGAGAUCCUCCUGUCCUGCGAGAUCUCUCCAUUCAGAAUUCCAUGAAUCUGGAGCUGAGGAUGCACAAAGAGUUGGUCGAGCAGGGAAUCCUCGAGCCUGACGUCAAUAGGAAAAAUCAAGAGGACGAUGAAAUUCUUGCGGAGAUCAAGAGAUGCCAGCAGGACCUCAUGGCAUUAUCUAGUCAUAAUGUAGCCCAAUUGAAGAGACUUCUGAAUCUGGCUCAGGAGGAGAGCAAGAGACAGGCACUCAAACGUAAAAUCAGUGUUGCUGAUAAUGAGGUCGUGGAGCACUACAAGAAACUCAUAACUUCCAAGCAGAGGAAAACACCACUGACGAGGAAAGAGCAGGAAAAGGCCUGGGGUUGUUUGAGGGAGAGAGAGGGACUUCUUCAGCAGCUCAAUGGAUUACCGUCCAAUAGCAUCGGCGAACCUCUCAACCACGGGGUUAAUUUGACGUCGUAAUUCAUUCGUGAAUUUCAUUUUGCGUAAAGACUUUUAACGUGGAGAAAUAUUGAACGAUGGAUUUAUUCAUGAACUGACUGUAAAAAUUAUUAUCGUAAUAAAUUUAUGGAGUUAUCGACUGAUGGAGUCUUCACGAGUGUUUCUAUUUUUAUCUUUCAAUUGUUACAAUUUUCUUUGGAGUAUGGAAGAUUAUGAUAAAUUCAAUGAAUUAUUCCCACAAAAUAAUAUUAAUCUCACGACAUGAAUGUUUAUUCGAUAAUCACUGUACAGAUUCCUCGCAAAGAGUUACCGUAGAGAACAAUCGUGCGCACACGAGAGGUUUUUAACAAUGAUGAGUCGCUUCGAGUAACAGAGCAGCAAAAAAAAAGUUCAUUUCAAUGAUCUAAAAAAUCCUUCAAACAAUUGAUAAGACGUAUGAUGCGUGAGCUGGUGCAGAUUCAUCAGGA
Messenger RNA from Fopius arisanus, 2113 nucleotides. RefSeq names its product transcriptional adaptor 3 (gene Ada3). The coding region runs from base 279 to 1667 and encodes 462 amino acids. Gene Ontology annotation, molecular function: transcription coactivator activity. The record is from RefSeq and is a predicted model, not a curated record. Gene Ontology annotation, cellular component: SAGA complex. The transcript has a single exon. Gene Ontology annotation, biological process: regulation of transcription by RNA polymerase II. NCBI's taxonomy places the organism in Eukaryota, Metazoa, Arthropoda, Insecta, Hymenoptera, Braconidae.